Molecule: messenger RNA, 2238 nt
Organism: Candidozyma haemuli
Lineage: Eukaryota; Fungi; Ascomycota; Pichiomycetes; Serinales; Metschnikowiaceae
Product: Golgi transport complex subunit
Exons: 1
Coding region: 1-2238 (745 amino acids)
Biological process (GO): intra-Golgi vesicle-mediated transport
Cellular component (GO): COG complex
Source: RefSeq, a predicted model, not a curated record
AUGGAUUUCGUCAGUUUCGAGUCAUUUGCCAAUGACGAGCACCUCCCGCUGCCCCAGCCGUCCCUUCUGCUUCCCCUCAAACCACACAUUGAAAACUUGGGGCUCAUGUCGAACUUCUCAAACCUCAAGUCUUUCUUGAAGCUGAAGGAACAGCAUGUAGAGGGUGAAUCCGAGGCUGCAGAAGCCCAUCUCGCUGAAAAAUACGCCAGUCUCUCGCUUAAAGCAUUGGAUGUGGGGGAUCAAGGCGAAUCAACUCCAGAAACGACACAGGCUUCAGAUAGAGUCUCAGCACUCUCUAAACGGUUGGCCAGAGCACUCAAUCCAGCCUUGUCAGAUACGGAAAUCAAGGAAUUGUUUGGAUUGUUGGAAUCAAAGAACACGGAUAUCUCUGUUAUGGCUGAUCCAGGCGUCAUGGGGUCUGUGGCACGGAAGAACGUUAGAGGAGAAGUGGAAGCUGACUUGAUCAAAAGCCAUUCAGUGGCAUUGGCAGACUACGGUAAAGUGGUUCGUCUGUUGGAGGUACUAGGAGGCCGUGUUGAUAAUCUAGAUACACUUGUGGCCGAUAUAAACCAACGUCUUGACGCUGACCAGAAAAGUGCUUCUCAUAUUUCUAAAGAUAUUCAUGAACUCACUACCAAACAGGCAGGCUACAGAAUCAAAAAAGAGCUUUUGGCUAAUUUCAAAAGAACAUUCACACUCAAUGAAUACGAACAGCUUUUGCUUACGUCCGGCGACAUCAAUGCCGAAUUCUUCACAGCUCUAGCACGCGCCGAGGAAAUAAACGACAAGUGUCUGAUCCUUCUAGCCUUGGACGAUCCGCUGUUGGGUAAAUCGGUGAUGGCUAAAAGUACCGAACUUAUUGAACGUGCAGUGGGCAAGAUUUUGACAUUUUGCAACCGUUCGUUGACAAACUUAUACCUGAUGAACGAUAAGUCCAGAACUGAGACAUUGCAUCAUUGCAUGGAGUAUCUAAAAAAGAACUCUGUAAGGUACACUGCUGUAAUUGAUACGUAUGUUGAAUCAAGAACAGCUGUUGUUUUGGAGGAGUUUGCCGCCCAGACUAACAGAAAGGGAUCCGCAGGCCAUGUGUCUAAGGAGCCUCGCCCAGUCUAUUAUACAUCUCAUGAUCCUGUCAGGUUUGUUGCAGAUAUGCUAGCGUACGUGCAUUCCGUUGUUGUCAAUGAAACAGAGAUCCUCGAGGGAUUAUUUCAGGACGAUUCCGAGGAUUUUAGGAACACUAAAGCGGACAUGAUGGGCCGGAUACUCGGUGCCUUGGGCAGGCCCGUAAAGGGAACCAUAGAGCAGCUCAUGUCCCAGGAAACGAAGAUCCAGGUUAUGCAUAAAAUCUAUACCAACUUGGAACUAUAUCUUAUGAUGUUCGAAAAGCUUGAAUUUGCCAAAACGCUCGUGGAUAGCUUGAAAUCGCUUCUUGACUCGGCUCGGUCGAGAAUAGUCACCACCGUCAGCAACAAAUUAGCCUCAAUUGCUUCGUCAAAUUCCGCCCAAAUGGACUUGUCGGCAGAUUUGCAGCCGCCGGAAUGGAUACUCAAUUUUUAUGGGGAAUUGUUGCCUCUUGUCGAUAGCAUGACGCUGGAGACGAUCCUUUCGUUACCCAAAGAGGAGCACGAGAAAUUUCUUGACCUAAUCGUGGAUAAGCCGAUCUCUAUUUUUGAAUCUCAUUUGAGCGGCGUGGGUAAAACACUCAACAAAGAAGAGGUGCUCAUUUUCAAAGAGAACUUUCUUGAUUUGGUACUUUCCAAGAUCAUGCCACUCACCUACCUUAACGAUAAGGUACUCGAGCUUCAUGGGAAAAUUGGCACAUUUACGAAAGAGGUUACGAGAUUUCAUUUGGAUAAGCUUUUGCAGGAAUGCCAACUAUUUGAUUUCUUUAAUAUCAUCAACAUGAUAUGUCCCUUGGAUGACGAAAUCUUCGACACUGACAUGUACGAAGCCAUCCAGGAAAACAAGCUUUUCAACGAAGAAAAAAUAGCCACAACCAACGACAUCAUGCAAGAAGUGCUCCCGAGUGCGCUUCUCGAUGUACAGAACAGCCUCAUGAGACUUAACCUGCCAACGAUCGUAACCGAGGUUAUUGAGGCUGUGAUGGUGAGUUUCACGCAAUUCUAUAGGUGUUUCCGAGCCAUUGUGGAGCGGUUUUUGGGCGAUGGUUUGUUCACAUGGCUGGCCAUGGAGGUUGCUACACUUCUCGGGGUGGAGAAUGUAGUUUCACAAGAGUGA